AUGACGGCUAUCGGCAUCGACUUGGGCACCACCUACAGCUGCGUGGGCGUCUGGCAGCACGAUAGAGUCGAGAUCAUCCCCAAUGAUCAGGGCAACCGCACCACCCCCUCCUACGUCGCCUUCACCGACACCGAGCGCCUGGUGGGCGACGCGGCCAAGAACCAGUCGGCCAUGAACCCCGCCAACACGGUGUUCGACUCCAAGCGCCUCAUCGGCCGCAAGUUCUCCGACCCCGCCGUUAAGGACGACAUGUCUCACUGGCCCUUCAAGGUGGUGGCGGGCCCCGCAGACAAGCCCAUGAUCGACGUGGAGUUCAAGGGCGAGCGCAAGCGCUUCUCGGCGGAGGAGAUCUCCUCCAUGGUGCUGGCCAAGAUGAAGGAGACGGCGGAGACGUACCUGGGGAAGAAGGUCACCAAGGCAGUCAUCACCGUGCCCGCCUACUUCAACGACUCGCAGCGCCAGGCCACCAAGGAUGCGGGCGCCAUUGCGGGCCUGGAAGUGCUGCGCAUCAUCAACGAGCCCACCGCCGCCGCCAUCGCCUACGGCCUGGACAAGCGCAGCAAGGGCGCCAAGCACGCGGAGCACAAUGUGUUGAUCUUCGACCUGGGCGGUGGCACCUUUGAUGUCUCCCUGCUGUCGAUUGAUGAGGGCAUCUUCGAGGUCAAGGCGACCGCGGGCGACACGCACCUGGGCGGCGAGGACUUCGACUCCCGCAUGGUGGCGCACUUUGUGCAGGAGUUCAAGCGCAAGUACAAGAAGGACGUGUCGGCCAACGCGCGCGCGCUGCGCCGCCUGCGCACCGCGUGCGAGCGCGCCAAGCGCACCCUCUCCUCCUCCACCCAAGCCUCCAUCGAGAUCGACUCGCUGUACGAGGGCGUCGACUUCUACUCCUCCAUCACCCGCGCCCGCUUCGAGGAGCUCAACAUGGACCUGUUCCGCAAGUGCAUGGAGCCCGUGGAGCGCGUGCUGUCGGACGCCAAGAUGGACAAGGGCUCCAUCCACGACGUGGUGCUGGUGGGAGGCUCCACCCGCAUCCCCAAGGUCCAGCAGAUGCUGCAGGACUUCUUCCACGGCAAGGACCUGUGCAAGAGCAUCAACCCUGACGAGGCGGUGGCCUACGGCGCCGCCGUGCAGGCCGCCAUCCUGACGGGCGAGACGCACGAGAGCGUGCAGGACCUGCUGCUGCUGGACGUCACGCCGCUCAGCCUGGGCCUGGAGACGGCGGGCGGCGUGAUGACGGUGCUGAUCCCGCGCAACACCACCGUGCCCACCAAGAAGGAGCAGGUCUUCUCCACAUACUCCGACAACCAGCCCGCAGUGCUCAUCCAGGUGUACGAGGGUGAGCGAGCCCAGACCCGCAACAACAACCUGCUGGGCAAGUUUGAGCUGACGGGCAUCCCGCCCGCGCCGCGCGGCGUGCCCCAGAUCAGCGUCACCUUUGACAUCGACGCCAAUGGCAUCCUGAACGUGUCUGCCGAGGACAAGACCACCGGCAAGAAGAACAAGAUCACUAUCACCAACGACAAGGGGCGCCUUAGCAAGGACGAGAUCGAGCGCAUGGUGGCGGACGCUGAGCGGUACAAGGCGGAGGACGAGGCGGCGCGGCGCAAGGUGGAGGCCAAGAACGGGCUGGAGAACUACGCCUUUUCGGUGCGCAACACGCUGCGGGACGAGGCGGUGGCGCCCAAGCUUGAUGCCGGCGACAAGGAGCGGCUGGAGCGGGCGGUGAAUGAGGCUUUGGACUGGAUGGACCACAACCAGCUGGCUGAGGAGGAGGAGUUUGAGGCUAAGCGCAAGGAGCUGGAGGAGCAGGCCUCCCCCGUCUUUGCCAAGCUCUACUCGGCCGGCGGCGCGCCCGGCGGCAUGCCCGGCGGCAUGCCCGGCGGCAUGCCCGACAUGGGUGCUGGCGCCGGGGCGCGCCAGGGCCCCACCGUGGAGGAGGUGGAUUAAUCAGGCAGCCGUGGACUGCGCUGCCCACCUGGCAGCUGCCGAGCCAUUGAUGCAGCGGCACUGUGCACAAGCUCGACGCUGCCGCUGCGUUCAGUUGUAUGUACGCGCUGUUUUGGAGUGCGGCACAAGGGCCCACUUGUAUGCAUGCACAAAAUAGAAACACCAUCCCUGCUUUGAGCCCAACCGUCUCUCCCCUUUCAAUGAACCCGCCCUCAGCACAAGGCCCCUACUCUCUUGAUUUCGUACUGCCGUCAGCAUUUCAUACUUGCUGGGGUGCACCGAGCACACCCCUUCUGCAUUCUGUUUUUUCGUCAGCUGCUGCUGCUGUAAACCAGCUCACAAG
This is a messenger RNA of Chlorella variabilis, 2293 nucleotides long. Its product is annotated as heat shock protein 70. Bases 1 to 1950 code for a protein of 649 amino acids. Gene Ontology annotation, cellular component: cytoplasm. Gene Ontology annotation, biological process: protein refolding; cellular response to unfolded protein. Gene Ontology annotation, molecular function: misfolded protein binding; ATP hydrolysis activity; ATP binding. The transcript has 13 exons. The record is from RefSeq and is a predicted model, not a curated record. Lineage: Eukaryota; Viridiplantae; Chlorophyta; Trebouxiophyceae; Chlorellales; Chlorellaceae.